AUUGAAAACACCUGCUGGCUCUCAUUCCAGCAUCGUGAGCAUUUUCAUGGCGUCUCCUUUCUGAUGUUUCCAGGUUUUCUGGCUCCAUUGACUGUUGAUAGAUGCGGGUUUCAUGGAGGAGGAAAGGGAAGCCGGUCCUUUGAAGGAGGAAGUCAUGGAAGGAAGUGACGUGGGAAAUGUUCCCUUUCCAGGUGAAGGACACGAUUGUCAUCCUUCAACGAAGCCAUAUUGGGUGUCUCCAGAGACCAUCAAGCAGGAAGUGAAGGAAGAGGUCUUUGAGGACCACGAGGAGCCUAAGAAGGAAGAAGUCCCACCAAAGAGAGGAAGGAAGAGAAAGAUGAUUUCUAGGCAGGCUGGUGAUUUCUGCCAAGUCCCCGUCCAACAACAACAUCCAAAGAGUGAGGGUCCUUCAUGUGGGAAGACCUUCUGCUCCAAACUGAACCUUGACUCACAUGAUAGAAGCCGUGCAGUGGAGAAAUCCUGCAAGUGCAAGGAUUGUGAAAAGAGCUUCCUUAAUUCGCACCUGAGAGUUCACCUGAGAGCGCAGAAACCCUAUAAAUGCACAGACUGUGUGAAGAGCUUCAGUCACAAGUCCAGUCUCGCUCAGCAUCAGAAAACCCACCGUGGGAAUAAAAGAUUUACAUGUCUAAGAUGUCAAAAGAGCUUUGAUAGUCGAGCCAGCCUCGGAGCGCACAAGGAAACCCACAUCUUCACAUGUCUGGAGUGUGGGAAACAUUUCAGCCUCAAUGUGUACCUGACUUUGCAUGAGCGAACACACACCGGGGAAAGGCCCUUUACGUGCCCGCAAUGUGGGAAGAGCUUUCUCCAGAGAGGCCACCUUAGGGUGCACCUGAGGACCCACACAGGGGAGAAGCUGCACCAAUGCGACACGUGCGGAAAGUGCUUUGGCCAAAAGGCGCAUUUCGCGUUGCACCAGAGGAUCCACACGGGAGAGAAGCCCUACAAAUGCCCGGCGUGCGGGAAGGACUUCCGCUACAGCAUCAACCUGGCCGAACACCAGAGAGUCCACACGGGGGAAAAGCCGUACAAGUGCUUCGAGUGUGGAAAGAGCUUCAGUUGUCGCUCAAAUAUGAAUUCGCACCGAAAAACCCACACGGGGGAGAAGCCGUACAAAUGCAUGGAGUGUGGGAGGAAAUUCAGCCAUAGCGCCAGCCUCAUCCAGCACCAUCGGAUCCACACCGGAGAUAAACCCUUUUUGUGUUUGCGGUGUGGGAAGAGUUUCAGGACGAGCACCGGUCUCAGUUUGCACGAGAAAGUUCACACUCCGCUGAAGGCAUACUCGUGCCUGGAGUGCGGCAAAUCCUUCAUGUACAGGUCGUAUUUGAUGACACAUAAACGGAUCCACUCGGGGGAAAAACCGUUCCAAUGCCUGGAGUGUGGAAAGGCCUUCCACCAGCAACCGCACCUCGUGACGCAUCAAAGGACCCAUACCGGAGAGAAACCGUUCCAAUGCGCCGAGUGCGGGAAGAGAUUCAGCCAGAGCUCGCACCGCAAUUUCCACCAGCGGAUCCACACGGGAGAGAGACCCUUUAAAUGCUUGACCUGCGGGAAGAGCUUUGUGAGUAGAAGAAACCUGACUUCCCACCAGCGGACCCAUACGGGGGAGAAGCCCUUCCAGUGCUUUGAGUGUAAGAAGAACUUCAGCCACAAGUCAGCCCUCCGCAUCCAUCACCGAACUCACACGGGGGAGAAACCGUAUCCUUGCUUGGAGUGCGGAAAGACCUUCAAUUGUAGUUCAAGCCUGACCACCCACCAGAGAGUCCACACUGGGGAGAAGCCGUUCCAAUGCUUGGAGUGUGGGAAGAGCUUUGCGACCGCCACAAACCUUGGGGUGCACAAGAGAGUCCACAGUAGAGUGAAGCCGUAUGAAUGCUUGGAAUGUGGGAAAAGCUUCCGGUGGAGCAGCCAGUUUGCAUCCCAUCAAAAGACACACUUGAAGGGAGGAAUCUGAAACAAUGGGACUACCUCAGAAGAUUUCAAGGCUAGUCUGUUGUUAUUGGCAUAAUGGAUUGCCGUUACAGUUAGUCCACCACAUUUGUGGGUCUAUCUUUUAUGCAUUUGGUUACUUUUAUGAACAUUUUCUUCCUAGGACUGCCUAGGUGCUCCACUGUCACUUUGCCAGGGCUCUGCCACUACGCAGGCAGAGGUGAACCAAACAAACAUCCCGCUUGUGU
This is a messenger RNA of Anolis sagrei ordinatus, 2195 nucleotides long. Its product is annotated as zinc finger protein 420-like. Lineage: Eukaryota; Metazoa; Chordata; Lepidosauria; Squamata; Anolidae. Gene Ontology annotation, biological process: regulation of transcription by RNA polymerase II. Gene Ontology annotation, molecular function: RNA polymerase II cis-regulatory region sequence-specific DNA binding; DNA-binding transcription factor activity, RNA polymerase II-specific. The record is from RefSeq and is a predicted model, not a curated record.